GUGUAUCUUUUUCUGAUUGAGGAGACAGAAAUGGUCAGCAUAUUUGAGUCCUUUUGUUAAGAUUUCAGUAUCUUUGGGCCAGCAGACAUUUUUUGGGGGCACUUUUUGAAGUGGGAUUAUCUGAUACAGUGUUUUGGGACAAGUUUUCUUCUUUGAAGGUCAAGAUGGGGUUGUUGAUCUGAAUCAAAAUUAGCUUUUUUUUGGAUUCAAUGUCAUAUUUUCUUGAAUUCUUGAACUGGGUCUGAGCUAUUUCAUCUGUAUAUUUAUUAUUUUUGUCUUUUUUUCCCUUUUUAAUACUUUUUCUUCAUCUGGGUGUUGGAGGAUUUUGCUCUAAAGGAAGUGUAUAUAUUUGGAAUUCCCUUUUUGGGUCUCCAUUAGGUCAUGUUUGUGCUAAUUAGGCAACUUUGGUUCAGUUGUUUAGCUGAUAAUUUAAGGGUUUGGAAAAAGAUCAGAUUUUUGGGGUUUGUGUGAGGGGGUUGAUUUGAAGUUGGUACCUUGGAGGGUGAGUGGGGGUGGGAUUUGAUGAUUUUUGAGUUUGUUUGUUAGUAUUGUUAAACUAUGGGAUUAGGUGGUGAUGGUGUAAAGGGGGAGUCUUGGGAUGUAGAGAAAUCAAAGGGAAGGAAGAAAAAAGAAGGGGAUGAGGAGGAGACUGGCUGCUGGAUGAAGUUGAGGUUUAUUAGUAGCUGUAUUUCCUCAAGAUCUAAAGUUGAUAACUCCAUCAGUGGCAUCAGCACUCGCUGUGAAAGUAAAUCGACAAAUGAUACAAGCAUAGACCAGCCUGUUGCUCCAAUUAUCUCAUCCACAACUACAAGUAAUGCUGAAAGUAAUUCUUCCACCUCCAAACUCGAAGAGGAACUAAAAGUUUUUUCGCAGCUUCGGAAGUUCACAUUCAAUGAUUUGAAGUUGGCUACAAGAAACUUUAGACCAGAAUCCCUUCUCGGUGAAGGGGGUUUUGGUUGUGUCUUUAAGGGUUGGAUUGAAGAGAAUGGAACGGCACCUGUUAAACCAGGAACAGGGCUUACUGUUGCUGUGAAAACUCUAAAUCAUGAUGGACUUCAGGGUCACAAAGAAUGGCUGGCGGAAGUAAAUUUCCUUGGCGAUCUCAUUCAUCCCAAUUUGGUUAAACUAAUUGGUUACUGUAUUGAAGAUGAUCAGAGGUUGCUGGUUUACGAAUUUAUGCCUCGAGGAAGCUUGGAAAACCAUCUGUUCAGGAGGUCCCUGCCUCUUCCGUGGUCCAUCCGCAUGAAGAUAGCAUUGGGUGCAGCAAAAGGUCUUGCUUUUCUUCACGAGGAAGCAGAAAGACCAGUGAUAUACCGUGAUUUCAAAACGUCCAACAUUCUUCUAGAUGCGGAUUACAAUGCCAAACUUUCUGAUUUUGGACUUGCCAAAGAUGCUCCAGAGGGCGACAAGACCCAUGUUUCUACUCGUGUCAUGGGAACAUAUGGUUAUGCAGCUCCAGAGUAUGUGAUGACAGGACAUUUGACAUCAAAGAGUGAUGUCUACAGUUUCGGUGUAGUUCUGCUUGAAAUGAUGACAGGUAGGAGAUCCAUGGACAAGAACCGGCCAAACGGGGAACACAACCUUGUUGAGUGGGCACGGCCACAUUUGGGUGAAAGAAGAAGGUUUUAUAAAUUGAUAGAUCCUAGACUUGAAGGCCAUUUUUCAAUAAAAGGCGCGCAGAAAGCUGCACAGUUGGCUGCACGAUGCCUUAGCCGGGAUCCCAAAGUCAGACCUAUGAUGAGUGAUGUGGUCGAAGCCUUGAAGCCUUUGCCAAACCUCAAGGACAUGGCCAGCUCCUCCUACUAUUUCCAGACGAUGCAAGCAGACCGAGUUGGAUCAAGCCCAAGCCCAAAUACAAGAAAUGUCCUUAGAACGCAAGGAUCAUUCUCAAGGAAUGGACAACAACAACAACAACCAAGAAGCCUAUCGAUUCCAAAUGGUGCUCAUGCUUCUCCAUACCGUCAUCAACUUUCUCAGAAUUCGCCAAAUCCAAAUGGCAAACCAUAGAAUUGGAUUCUGCAGUGAUCUGUUUUUACCAUUCUUUUCCUCAACCCUCUAUGAAUAUAUUUUGUUGUGCCAACAUUUAUGCUUGGGUGAUUGACAAGGGAAUAGGAGUACACAUCUUACAUGUUGUGAUCUAUGAGAGUGCUUAACUCCUUGAAAAGAGUGUGGUGUAAGCACCAUGGAGUAAAUAUAUUUGUGUCAGAUAAAUCACUCUUCCUAUUUUAUCUUCAGCCCACAUCAUAAGUGGAACUAGCAAAUAAAAGGGAAUUUUUUUUGUUA
Molecule: messenger RNA, 2283 nt
Organism: Solanum tuberosum (potato)
Lineage: Eukaryota; Viridiplantae; Streptophyta; Magnoliopsida; Solanales; Solanaceae
Product: probable receptor-like protein kinase At5g15080
Exons: 6
Coding region: 559-2007 (482 amino acids)
Biological process (GO): protein phosphorylation
Molecular function (GO): ATP binding; protein kinase activity
Source: RefSeq, a predicted model, not a curated record